Gilbertella persicaria is the source of this 1161-nucleotide messenger RNA. RefSeq names its product pyrroline-5-carboxylate reductase. Gene Ontology annotation, molecular function: pyrroline-5-carboxylate reductase activity. Gene Ontology annotation, biological process: L-proline biosynthetic process. The record is from RefSeq and is a predicted model, not a curated record. The transcript is spliced from 2 exons. Bases 146 to 1054 code for a protein of 302 amino acids. NCBI's taxonomy places the organism in Eukaryota, Fungi, Mucoromycota, Mucoromycetes, Mucorales, Choanephoraceae.
AGAAAUGGCGCCUUAUCAGAAAAUGAUCUGUAUGAAAUACCCAAGCUAUUAGACGAAGAAGAAGAAGAUGAAGAAGAAUAGAAAUGUCGUCAUAGCUAUACAUAUAUUGCAUAAAAUAACACAAAAAAUAAAAACAUGAAUUUACAUGUCUUUUACUUCAAGAAUACAAACCAUUGCUUCCCAUAUGGUUUCUGCAAAUAUUAAACAAACAGCCAAACCUGCUAUUUCUUUUAUUGGUGGUGGUAACAUGGCUGAAGCUAUCUUGUGUGGUCUUCAGUCAAGUGGACAUCCAAGUUCUCUUCUUCGUUAUUCUGAACCCUUUGAUGAACGUCGUCAAUAUAUGCAAAGCAAGUAUCCUGAUAUGAUUGGAUCCAGUGAUAAUAUAGACACCGUACAAGAUGCUGAUGUGAUUAUUCUGGCUGUGAAGCCCCAAAUCCUCCGUUCUGUUGUGUCUGAAUUAGGCCCAUUGAUCUCAAAACGUCCUGAUACAUUGAUUGUCUCAAUUGCUGCUGGUAUUACUACAAAGGAUAUCUAUAAAUGGCUUCGUAUCUCAAGUAGUGCUUCUAUUGUUCGCUGUAUGCCCAACACACCCGCUUUAAUAGGAGAAGGUGCAGUUGGCUUAUUUGCUACAGAUCAUGUGAAUGAUAAACAGAGACAAUUGACUGAAGAUAUCAUGAAAGCAGUUGCUAAACAAGUAUCUUGGGUACAGGAUGAAUCCUUGAUUGAUACUGUUACAGGCAUAAGUGGUAGUGGUCCUGCUUAUUUCUUUUUGAUUAUGGAAGCCAUGCAAAAUGCCGGCAUAGAAGCUGGUUUAACCGCUGAAGAAGCAAAGGCAUUAACACUUCAAACAUGUAUUGGUGCUGCUCGUAUGGCACAAUCUUCUGAAGACGAUCUGGCUACUCUGCGUCGCAAAGUAACUUCUCCAAAAGGUACUACUGAAGCUGCCAUUAACUCUAUGGAAUCCAAUGAUAUUCGUAAAGUCAUGACUGAAGCCGUCUUUUCUGCACAAAACAGAGGAAGAGAAUUAGCCGAACAACUAGGUCAAGAGAACUAGACCAUUGUGUAUAUAUGCGCAUUUUUUUUUUAUUUAUUAUUUGCAUCCUUUUUCUCAUUUACUAUAAUAAAGCCAUACAAAUUGCUUGUGUUUAUACCAAUACAAAU